AUGGUAUCGCCGUACAAUACAUUCGGGAUGAAUGUGCCUGCAGCGUGCAUGGUGGCACUCAGUGAUAAAGAUCAACUUCCCGAAAUCACGGCGCUUUCAGAACGGCGAAAGAUAUUGGGUGGCGGCAGUAAUAUAUUGCUCACUAAACCGGUGGAUACGUUGCUGGUAAGGAAUCUGCUAAAAGGCAUACUGGUAGAGCGGGAAGACAAAGAUCAUGUUUGGGUGCGGGUGCAGGGCGGUGAAGUAUGGCAUGACUUUGUGUUGUUUGCUAUUGGCAAUAAGCUGGGUGGUGUUGAAAACCUGGCACUCAUUCCCGGCACCGUCGGUGCGGCCCCCAUCCAGAAUAUAGGUGCCUAUGGGGUGGAGGUAAAAGAAACCAUUGAAACCGUGGAAGGCUGGUCGUGGGACGAGCAACAACUCAUCACCUUACACAAUAGCGAUUGCUGCUUUGGCUACAGAGACAGCAUCUUUAAACAGGAUUUAAAAGAUAAGAUACUUAUUACCUCUGUGCUCUUCCGGCUAAAUAAGCAUCCUGAGCUGAGAACCAGCUAUGGCGCGAUCAAUGAGGAGCUGGCUCGUAUGCAGGCAGUACCAACGGUUGGGAACAUUGCACAGGCGGUCAUCAAUAUCCGGCAGAGCAAGUUGCCGGAUCCCAAAGAAAUAGGGAAUGCAGGCAGCUUCUUUAAAAACCCGGCUAUUUCCAAAACACAGUAUGAGCAACUAAGAUCGGCAUUCCCGCUGAUGCCCGCUUACCCGGUUGAUGCCCUUCAUGUAAAAGUACCCGCUGGCUGGCUGAUAGAGCAAACCGGCUUAAAAGGUUAUCGUAAAGGCGCUGCAGGCGUACACGCCAAACAGGCGCUUGUGCUCGUCAAUUAUGGCAUGGCAACAGGUGAAGAUAUCUGGAACCUUUCUUCAGAAGUCAUCAGUAAGGUUCAAAGCAAAUUUGGCAUUGAGCUGGAGCGCGAGGUGCAGCGGCAACCUGAUGAAGAAGGUGGUGCCCUUUUCUGCUACAGAUUCAAACCAGAUACUGCCCUUCCAAAGUUCUAUGAUCUUCCGCGUCAUCGCCAGGCCCAGGCCGGUACCGGAGGAUUUGGUAGUAAACACGAUGCUCUGCAUGGAGAAGUGAAUACGCCUGCUGAGCGUAAAAUGAUACUCGGGCAGGUGAUACUUCAACAGCAUCCGGAACAAACCGCGCAACCGGUGGUGGUGGUGCUCCAGGAUGAAUCGGCCUCCAUACCGGCUUCCCUGAAAGGUGAUACCGCCACUUACCGCGACCAGAUGAACCAGCUGACCCGGAAGCUGCAGGAAAAAUACCGCGUUAUUCAUUGGGGAUUUGGCGCGGCCAUCCUGCGCGACAGCCUUUUUGGUUACCGCCAGCCAGCCACCGAUAUUUCGGCUGCUUUAUCAAGGGUACAGGAAUUUUACGGACAACAGAAUCUCGGUGCCGUGAUCAUGGCUACCGAUGGGCGCUUCAACCAAGGCACGCAUCCCUUGUACCAGGAGCUCUCCCUACGCGCUCCUUUAUAUACAGUAGCCAUUGGCGAUACCGCACUGCCUAAAGACCUGCGCAUUGCCCAGGUUUAUGCCAACCGUACCAUCGCCGUAAAUACCCAGUUUGAGAUCCGUGCCGAUAUCAUUGCGACCCGCAGUAAUGGUACCACCGGUAAUAUACAAUUGCUGGAAGGCAGCAGCACGCUCCAAACCAUCCCCCUGUCCAUAACCAGCGACCGGUUUGAUAAAUCGGUUGCCUUUACCGUGAAGGCCAGUACACCGGGACUACACCAUUAUACCAUCCAAUUACCGGUUGCCGGAGGAGAAUCCAAUACGGCCAAUAACCGGAAGGAAGUAUUUGUGGAGGUAGUGGAGGAAAAGAAAAAAGUGCUCAUACUGGCAGCAGCUCCCCACCCGGAUGUCAAUGCGAUCCAGCAGGCGCUGAAUAGCCUGGAAACUUACCAGGUGACCGUUAGUAUGGCUGCAACCAUGCCUUCUUUUAACGAUUACCAGGUCAUUAUCUUACAUGGCCUUCCGGCCAAUGGUAUCAACCUGCCGCCAACCGGCAACAAACCCGUAUGGUAUAUUGUAUCCGCCACCACCGAUAGCCGGUUAAGCGCCGGCAUUGCCACGAUGGGCAUCAAUGCGGCGGCACAGCAAAAUAUCUAUGCCGGUGUCAAUCCUGCUUUUUCGGCCUUUACACUGCCGGCACGCAUGGGUGCGGUGAUGGAUAAAAUGCCGCCGUUAAGCGUACCGGCCGGCAAUAUCAUAAGGGUUUGUCUCCGGGGUUUUGCCCGGCUCCCAGGCGUGCAGGCUAUAAUUGCAGGUAGGCGCAUAACCGAAUACCUGCCAGCUGGGUAUCCCGGAAACGCCGUAGGCUUCUGCUACAUCUAUCUCAUUGACGGUGCCACCCAUAUACGUCCAGAAAGUGCUGUGCGCCCACUUAAACGUGGGCAUUUUAAUACGGGCCUCCAACUUACCGCCAUUAAAAGAGCGGGUAUAUGGCAGGGCUAUCGUAGCACUGGAAUAAUUGGUAUUGCGGGCCGAUGGACAGGCGGCACAUUGCCAGAUUUUGCCCACAUCCUUAACCAACUGGCUAUCAAGACUUUUGACUCUGGUCUUGAAAUCCGUGUGAUCAUGCCGCGCUUCGGUGUGAUCAAUGAGCGCCGUCAUCGCCUCCACGAGGUGGUCAGGCUAUCGGGGAUCAAUAUUAUUAUUGACAAAGAUGAUUACCCGUUGAUCAUCAAGGUGGCCUCCUUGCCCAAUGCGCGUUUACAGGUAUAUUUCAUGGACAAUGAUGAUUACUUCAAGCGGAAACAAGUAUUCCGUAACGACCAUGAUGAGUUUUUUGAAGACAAUGCCGAGCGGAUGAUCUUCUUCUGUAAAAGUGCACUUGAAACUGUUAAAAAAUUCGGCUGGCCGCCGCAUGUGAUUCACUGUCACGGCUGGAUGACUUCUUUACUGCCGCUUUACCUGAAAACAGCCUAUAAAAAGGAACCUGUUUUCAACUAUUCUAAAGUGAUCUAUACCGCACAGAACGAUCAGUUCUCUGAAAAGCUGGGUGAUAACUUUAUCCAGAAAGCAAUGAUCAGUAAUGAGAUAAAGGAGAAAGACCUGGAAGCAUUUAAGGAUGGCUCCAAUCUUGCCCUCACACUGGGCGCCAGCAAAUAUGCCGAUGUACACCGUAUUUUUUCCAUGGCAACAGUGUUGAUGGCUGGGUGUGCCAUAGCCAUCAGCAGUUGUAAAGAGGAUAUUACCAUCCAUUCUGAUCUCUCUCCCUCUUCAAUAGGUACAGAUACGCUGAUCAUCCCGGAUUCCUGUUUUGAAGCACAAACCGUACUGGAUGAUACCUUGCUGACCAGCACGAAGUCGGUUUCCUAUGCGGUUUACCAUGCGCUUGGCUGGCUGAAGGAGCCGCUGGAUCCAUCCACGAAUCCUUAUCCAUCCAAUACUGCGGGGCAUAUUUAUCUCCAGGUGGUACCUAUCAGUACCGGGUUUGGUUAUAACAGUAACAGCAUUAUUGAUUCCGCGGUGAUUGUACUGCCCUAUGGUGGUUUUACCUGGGGAGACACCACGCGGCCAUUCAUAUCGCAGAUACGUACAAAAUACAAGCCGCCGGCGAGUGCGCCUAUAUCAAGGAUCUUUCCCGGUGUCGUCGCCAGCAUACGACCAUCCAGGCAGAAGAAAGUAACCGCAGAUAAAACAGCAACCACAAAGGCCGCCCUUACCGGCAGUCUCCUGCUGCUGGCCCUGUCUUCAGGGAAAGUGCAGGCACAAUGGGCCACAGUAGGCCCUAAUCCUACCAUAUCCGGAGCAGCCAGCUAUCAAAGCCUGGCCAAAGACAAUGCCGGAAAUUACUACGUGUCUUAUUAUGAUGCGGCCAGUGGCAUCCAGAAAGGAUCGGUGCAGCAAUUCAACGGCACAUCCUGGAGUUACCUGGGCGGCCAGGGCAUCACAGGCAGCUUCGCUACCUUUAAUUCAUUAGCAGUAAAUGCAUCCGGAGAAGUUUUUUACGCUUACCAGGACGCAGCAAACGGCAGCAAAAUAUCCAUCAAAAAAUACAGUCCGGUCAGCAGCACAUGGACAGAUAUUGGCGUAGGCAUUUCCACCACUACCGUCAACUACCAGACGCUGCGCAUCGUGCCGUCCAGCAACCAGCCGGUUGUUUCUUACCGGAUAGGCAGUACAGGCAUUUUUGUAAAAAGAUAUAAUGGCACGGCCUGGCAGGAUGUAGGCAGCACACAGCCUGUAGUUACAGGUACCGUAGACCAUCAUUCCAUCGUUGUAGGUACGAAUGAUACGGUGUACCUGGCCGCCUAUUCCGGCACAGGUUAUACCUUGUACAAAUCACACAUCAAUGCCACAACGGCUACGGCCUGGGAGGUUGCAGGCGGCGCCUUAUUCGUAGCAGCCAGCAAUGGCGGCCUUACCAGUGCAGCGCUGGCCAUUGAUGCCAGCAACCAUGUAUACCUCGCCUAUCGUGCAUUAACAGCCGCCCCUUCGCUGGGCAAGAAAUACAGCAAUACCAUUCUUUCCGGUCCCGACAGCCUCCGCGUGACGACGCUGGGUAAUGUAGCCCCGGUGGUGACCAGCAAUGUAAAUACAGCACAAGGCGUUACGACCCUGCAACUGGUAUCCACCAUCUAUCCGGCCGGCAGCAGCCAGUCAGCUAACUGGAGCAUCCUGCCUGGCGGCACAGCUACCGGCACCGUAGAUGCAACCGGUCUGUUAACCGUACCGGCACAAACAUCCGGCAUUUUAUGGGUAAAGGCUACAGCAGCAUCCCAUGCAACAAUCUCCGAUUCUAUAAGGAUACAGGUGUAUUGCAAACCCGCCAAUACCAAUCCUAUCAACUGGUUUAUCUUCGACACAGUACGCAUUGCCGGCACCACUUUAAAUCAUCCUUCAUCCGGUCUGGGUAAUGCCAAUGCAUACCGCUUUUUCCCGGAAGCAGCAACGACCACCGGUAAUAUCACCGCCGGCAACACCCACCGGCUGGAAAGCAAUGUUGGCUUUGGCACCGCGCCCCAGGGUUAUACUUACAGCUAUUCUAUGUGGAUAGACUAUAACCGCAACGGAAUUUUUGAUAAUGAUGAGUGGACAGAAGUAGCCGCCGAUACGGCCGCAACUUAUGUAACCAAAUCGUUCGUAGUACCGGCAACCGCAACUCCCGGCAAAACCCUGAUGCGGGUACGUAUCCGCCUGGCAGGUGGUGCCAAUGGCAGUACAUCGGCCUGUACCGGUAAUGUAGGCAGCGGCCAGAUGCAGGACUAUAUCGUCAAUAUUCUCCCGGGCGCUCCUCCUUGUACCCUCGGUGAUCCGGCAGCGGCUCCCGGCAGUAUCGGUUGUGUCACCUUCCCGUACAACGGCAGCACGGUCACCUACACGACGGUACGCGGCACGGAUGGCAAUAUAUGGCUACAGCAGAACCUGGGUAGCGACAAUGUUGCGACAUCCUCAACAGACGCAUUGAAUUAUGGUGAUACUUUCCAGUGGGGACGUUGGGCCGAUGGACACCAGAAGCGUAACGCAGCUACCAGCCCCGUUCCAUCGCCGAAUGACCCGACCGGAUUAGGCGGCGGUACUCCCAAUUUUUACAUCAGUGCUCCAAACUGGUGGGCGGGCGCAGCACUGACUGAUAACUGGAAUGCAGCAACACCGGCAGCAGUAACCGCUACAAGUGGCUGUGACCCUUGUAAGGCAUUGGGUACCGGCUGGCACUUACCAGCGGAAACAGAAUGGGCAGCCAUCAUUGCCAGUGAAGCCAUCAACUCUCCGGCCACCGCAUUCAGCAGCAACCUGAAAUUAACCACAGGCGGCAACCGUAACAGCAGCGGCACCUUUGAUUUUGUAGGUGUCCGUGGUUAUUACUGGAGCAGCACCACUUCCACUACAGGCGGUAAAUAUCUUUAUUACAGCAGCGCUAUUACCAAUACAAGCGCAGGCGGGCUCAGAGGUCAGGGUAUGUCUAUCCGCUGCCUCAAAGCAGCAGUGGCUCCGGUAGUCGACAGUAUCCGUGUUCGCACACAAGGUAAUGUGGCAGCUACCAUUACUACCAAUGCAGGCACCUUACAAAUGACGGCUACCAUCUAUCCCGCUACGAUGAACCAGGCUGUUACCUGGAGUGUGGUACCUGUUACCGGCACGGCUACUAUCAGUGCUACCGGCCUUGUAACGGCCCAGACCAAUGGUACCGUAUGGGCCAGGGCGAUCUCGGUACAGGACGCAAGCAAGAGCGACUCUUUACAGAUCAACAUCUCUAACCAGAUGAUAUACCGGCUGCGGCAAAAGCAAAAAUCAGAACGCCGGAUCUUUGCCAUUACCCUGGACAAUGCCGAAAAAAAGCUGGCCAAUUAUAUCCAAAGUAUAAGAGAGAAAAACAAUUUGUUAGAGCAGUUUGAGACAGAGCUGGUGCAGAUAAAAAAUCAGGCAGCCACCAUUGAUGCAGAUAAAAGGGAGGCCUAUAAUAAUGAAGAAUUGCUUUCACGCAUCCAGAAUGCAACCCUGAUCACGGAAGAAGCCUGGCAGGAAUUUACCGGCUUGGUGGAUACGGUUCAUAAACAUUUCUUCAUCCGUCUCCGGCAAACCUUCCCCGACCUGACCCCGGCUGAAACCCGGCUGCUGACCCUUAUAAAACUUCAAUUUGCCACUAAGGAAAUGGCUGCCAUGCUGGGCAUCUCCCAGGAUUCCGUCAAAAAAGCCAGGCAACGCGUACGUAAAAAGAUAAAUAUAGCGGAAACAGAAGACCUGUACGAAGUGCUGAAAAACAUCUAG
Messenger RNA from Ostertagia ostertagi, 6765 nucleotides. The record is from the annotation of a GenBank genome assembly. Lineage: Eukaryota; Metazoa; Nematoda; Chromadorea; Rhabditida; Trichostrongylidae.